CCACUAGGGAACUGAGUUGAGGAGGGAGCGGCGGUCCGACGGUAGGAAGUCUCGGAGCGGCCGGACGGAGCUGGGUCGGGCGGCAGGUCAUAAUUUCAAGAUGCCUGGACGUUCCAGUUCAAAUUCAGGUUCAACUGGUUUUAUAUCCUUCAGCGGUAUAGAAUCUGCUCUCUCUUCCCUAAAAAACUUCCAGAACUGCAUCAACACCGGAAUGGACACAGCUUCUAGUGUUGCUCUGGACCUCGUGGAAACUCAGACCGAAGUGAGUAGUGAAUACAGCAUGGAUAAGGCGAUGGUUGAAUUCGUCAUGAUGGAUCGGGAACUAAACCAUUAUGUAAAGGCUGUUCAGUCCAUGAUAAAUCAUGUAAAAGAAGAACGUCCAGAGAAUAUACCAGAUCUGAAAUUAUUAGUGGAGAAGAAGUUUUUGGCUUUGCAGAAUAAGAAUUCUGAUGCAGACUUUCAAAAUAAUGAAAAAUUUGUACAAUUUAAACAACAGCUGAAAGAACUGAAGAAGCAAUCAGGGAGACCUACAGAAGAUGGAGGACGCAGUGAGGUCGACAAGAUUAAGGAUAAGGAAGCAAGUAGAGCAGGCAAUGAACGAGACAGAGGGAGUGCACUUUUGGAACCACCUGCCAGCCCCUGGGGGCAUUUUGAGCACAACCACAGGAGUCCGGGCCAGCCGUCCGUGGAGGAAUUGUGUCAUGAGCGUCCAGAGAGGACUUACUAUUGCAUAGGAGUUUACUGUUAUCAAACAUUCAUGGAGCACUUUGGGGACUUUGCAUAAAAAAUCUUAAGUGAACAUUAGUGAUUCAUUCCAUUGUGGUCAUUGUUUCAGCUUCCCAUCGAGGUGUUUUAUUAGUUGUUCAAAUUCCCACAACUCCAGUUUCAUGUCAGGUCUGUGACUCCUUCACCGUAAUGUUUUUCACGGCUUCAGCUGGUCCGAAAUCGCAGAGAACCGAGCAGGGCCUGCAGCGAUCUAAUAAGAUUAGACUGUCGAAACAAGAAGCACCAGUCUGUGGUUACAAGGUUUUCAAGGAGGGAACGUUAGAGCUCUGCUGUGAGAACCCCAGAAAAGUAAUAAAACACAUGAAGUUGGAAGCCGGUGUUUCUUUUUCAUUUCUGCUGUGAUAGGCGGGGCUUUAAAGCAGGGACACUAAAGUGGAAUGAGGUGUGAUUAAAUAGGCACGAUCGAUGCUAUCUUUCUACUGGGAAAUGUUAAUUGUUUAUGUAAUUAGUAGGAUGAGACAGCAGAAAGUGCUGGAAAUGUUUUGCUAGGACCCAGAAGGGUACUCAGGAGACCAGCUCCUAAGUGCCCAGAGAAGACAGAUACAUCCUUGGUCAGUAACUCAGACUAGAGUUGGACAGGUGUGAGAUGAGGGGCAAGCUACUUCACCUUUAUACUCCCAACUUCCUUCUCUCUAAGGUGGGAGCCGGAA
This is a messenger RNA of Artibeus jamaicensis (Jamaican fruit-eating bat), 1436 nucleotides long. RefSeq names its product NSE2 (MMS21) homolog, SMC5-SMC6 complex SUMO ligase (gene NSMCE2). Gene Ontology annotation, molecular function: zinc ion binding; SUMO ligase activity. The transcript is spliced from 6 exons. The record is from RefSeq and is a predicted model, not a curated record. Gene Ontology annotation, cellular component: nucleus; Smc5-Smc6 complex. The coding region runs from base 101 to 784 and encodes 227 amino acids. Lineage: Eukaryota; Metazoa; Chordata; Mammalia; Chiroptera; Phyllostomidae. Gene Ontology annotation, biological process: double-strand break repair via homologous recombination; protein sumoylation.